This is a messenger RNA of Colletotrichum spaethianum, 1644 nucleotides long. RefSeq lists its product as uncharacterized. The transcript has 3 exons. The record is from RefSeq and is a predicted model, not a curated record. NCBI's taxonomy places the organism in Eukaryota, Fungi, Ascomycota, Sordariomycetes, Glomerellales, Glomerellaceae. Bases 1 to 1644 code for a protein of 547 amino acids.
AUGGCAGCCCCUGUCUUCAGCAGCCUUGCGACGGCUGCAAGUAUUGCACCUUGUGCCCAGACUGCUCUCUCGUACAACAUAUUCACCCAGACCUACUCGGCUUGUGGCGAAGCACCCACCGACUUGCAGUCAUGUAUCUGCACAAAGAACAACAACCUCGCUGCUGUCUCGACGUCCGUCUCAAAGUCGAUCAGCUACAGCUGUGGCUCCACGGCAUCCGAAGACCAGACGAGCGCCGCGGCAGUCCUUAGCCAGUACUGCAAUCCCGAUGUGACGGUCGCCUUCGCGACGCCGACGACCAACAUCGUAACCAAGUAUGCCACCGACAUUGCCGAGUUCACCAACAUGGCGCCUUGCGCCCAGUCGGGCGUCUCGUAUGCCUUGAGCUCGAUGAACUCGCUCUGCCCGGAGCCAGCAAGCCUCAUGGCACCGUGUAUCUGUACCAAGAACGACAACUCGGCACGCGUCAGCCGGUCUGUGGCGUCGCUCGUUAGGUACUCCUGCUCUAACGCAGCAGAUGUGACGUCGGGUCUCGCUUUCUACGACGCGUACUGCGCCAUGAACAAGGGCACCACUGCGUUCCCGCAGCCGUCGCCGCCUCCGGGGGACAUGACGUACUACAUGACUGCUCUGUCCCAGUACAGCUCGCUAGCCCCAUGUGCGCAGUCCGGGAUAUCGAACGCAAUGUACUCGCUCACGAGAUACCAAUGCCCCGAGGGACCCAAGGCACUGGCGUCGUGUGUCUGCCUCAAGGACGGUGUCACGAACCUGGUGACGAGUGCAUUGACGUCGGAUGUCAAGUACUACUGCUCUUCAACGGCUUCGGAGGACGUCUCUUCUGCCCUGGCUGUCAUGGACUUUUACUGUAAGGCUGCUCGGAACGAGGUGGUUGCGACGGUUGCCGAAUCAACUGGAACCGGGUCGGGAACUUCGGGACCUCAGCCGACCAGUACGAGUUCAAGUGCCGCCGGUGGCAACCCCAACGACAACGGCACCAGCUCUGGCGGACCCGGUCUUGCUGCCAUUGUAGGUGGUGCCAUCGCCGUCAUCGGUGCCUUGUCCAUUGCAGGUCUCGUUGCGUUCCUGAUCUACCGCCGCAGGAGGAAGAUCCAGCCGAGGUUCCCCAUUUCCUCAACCAUCGGCCCGCCAGAGAUGACCGGACCCCCCGAGCUGGGCGGCACAAUGCUGUCGACCCUGCCACCAAAGAGUCCCCAGAUGAGCGUUUCCCAAACGGAGUCUCCCCGGCCCGACACGAUAUCUCCGGUCUCCAAUGCCAACAGCAUGUUCGCUCCACCGCCAUUAGGCGCAGAACUUCAUGGGCAAACCCGAUUACCAUCCGAGAUGCCAACCUACAGCAAUAGCCAGCUUCAGCCUUCGGGUCCGCAUAUGCCCCCUGAACUGCAAGCUCAGCAGUACCAGGGACAGUAUGGACAGGCACUCUCCGUUCAAGGCGGAUAUUCCCAGUUGCAGGGAGGCUCACCGCUGGCCGAGGCUCACGGCCAACCGAUUCACCAGAUGCCGAGCGGGCCACAGCCAGUGUAUCAGACACCUGGUCAGCAACGGGCGGAACUGCAAGGAAUGGGAUGGCACGCAGGGCCGAGACCGGGGUACUCUGAAAUGGAUGCAAGUCAGCAGCGUCGAUAG